This is a messenger RNA of Sphaerodactylus townsendi, 367 nucleotides long. RefSeq names its product signal peptidase complex subunit 1 (gene SPCS1). Lineage: Eukaryota; Metazoa; Chordata; Lepidosauria; Squamata; Sphaerodactylidae. Gene Ontology annotation, cellular component: signal peptidase complex; endoplasmic reticulum membrane. The record is from RefSeq and is a predicted model, not a curated record. The transcript is spliced from 3 exons. The annotation marks the transcript as partial. Gene Ontology annotation, biological process: protein targeting to ER.
CACUCCAAAAGCCACAAGAGUUGGGAAAAUCAAAUCUUUAUCUUUCCACAGGAUUACAAAGGCCAAAAAUUAGCAGAACAGAUUUUCCAGGGAAUCAUCCUUGUGUCUGCUGUAAUUGGUUUCAUUUAUGGAUACAUCACUGAACAGUUUGGCUGGACAGUUUACAUAGUAAUGGCUGGAUUUGCUUUGUCAUGCCUGCUAACACUCCCUCCGUGGCCCAUGUACCGUCGCAAUCCUCUGAAGUGGUUACCUGUCCAGGAAUCUGCAACAGAUGAUAAGAAGCCAGCAGACAGAAAAGUAAAAAGGCACCCUAAAAACUGAAACUAUUCUGUAUAAAUGUUGAACAUUAAAUUUGUUUUGAAGUUGA